Molecule: messenger RNA, 2649 nt
Organism: Microcebus murinus (gray mouse lemur)
Lineage: Eukaryota; Metazoa; Chordata; Mammalia; Primates; Cheirogaleidae
Product: cardiotrophin-2
Biological process (GO): cell surface receptor signaling pathway; positive regulation of tyrosine phosphorylation of STAT protein
Cellular component (GO): extracellular region
Molecular function (GO): cytokine activity
Source: RefSeq, a predicted model, not a curated record
UUGUGUGCUAGGUACCAUCUGAAGCAUUUGGGGAUAUGGCAGCGAACAAACAGACGAAAUCCAUGGCCUCGUGGGGGUUUCAUCCUGCAGACAUACAUGUACCAAAUGAGUAAACGGUCAAGCUAGUGUGAUAGAGUGGUGCAAUGAUCCAAGUCUGUUGAAGGAAUGAACAAAAGGGCCUUCCCUUUCAGCCUCUCUCAGUUGGUUGUGAACUUUUGGGAACUCCUGGGUUUGCCUCUCACCUCCAUCACUUCCUAGCUGGAGACCUUAGGUAGCUCCCCACUUCUCUGAUCCUCACUCUGUUUGGUGGGAACCAAAGAGCCAGGCCUUUGAGAGGACAGGUUGGCAGCAUCUACCCAAACUUAAAGUAAGCAUGCCCUCCAAUCCAGAUACUCCCACUUUCAAAAGUGCCCAAAGAGGCUGGGACCAGGAUGUUCAUGGCAGCAUUCAUUCACUCAUUCAUUCAACAAAAAAUUAUUAUGGGGAACCAGCAGUGAAGGAGCCAGGUGAGGUUUCCUCUUCCUGGAGCUAACACCCUGGUGGGAGAGACAGCAACAAGCAAGGGAACAAAUAAAUACAUGAAGUUCUUUCAGAUAGUGAAAAUCUCAGCAGUGCCCAGGGACCAGGCCUUUGCAGGACACAUAGAGGACUUUGGAUUUUACUGAGAGAGAUGGGAGCCAUGUGAGUGCUCGAGCAGAGGAGGGAUGUGGCUAGACCUGGGGGACUUGGUGGAGGUGGAAGCAGACAGACGGGGACGGAGGGGCUGCUAUCCAGGCCAGGUGAUGGUGAGGUGCUAGCAGUGGAAGGAGGGGGAGAAGUGGUUAGAUCCUGGGUACAUCUUUUCAUCUUUUAAAACUUUUUAUUAAAAGUAACAAAUGUACAGAAAAGUGCACAAGUCCUAAGUGUAUACAGCUCAAUGGAUUUUCACAAAGUCAACAUAUACUUGUAAGGAGCGCUCAGAUGAAUCAGGAAACACGCAGAUGAAGAAACAUGUGCAUUGGCUGCCUUUUAAGGAUAGAGCCAACAAUGUUCUGGGGAACACGGUGAGGCAUCCAAGAGGACCCCACGGCUUGGCCUAAGCAAUUAGAAGAGUGGAAGUGCUCUCACCUGAGGUGGGAAGUCGGGGGACGGGGGCAACCGGAGUUGUGCAUUGAUAUUUUGAGUUUGAGAUGCUUGCUAAUAUCCAAGUGAAAAUGUCAAGUAGGAAGUUGAAUACGUGGGUCUGGAGUUCAGGGGAGUGUUUUGAGUUGGAAAUAAUCUACUUACAGGAUGACUGUGCCCUGACUUGCAUAUAUACAAGGUAGCUGUAGGCCAAAAGGGCUGUACUCUUCUUAGGAGUUGUUGAGAUGAAUGAAUGAAUGGGCAGGUAGGGUCAGGGACUUGACCUUAUUUCCUCUGCCAGGGCCCCUUUGCCUGCUGACGCUGCUGUUGCCACUCCUCAGUCCGGCAGCCCCCAUCUCCCCAGCUGGGCCCAUCAGUCAAGCCUAUAGCCUGGCCCUCUACAUGCAGAAGAACACAUCCACGCUGCUGCAGACUUAUCUCCAGUACCAGGGCAGCCCCUUUAGCGACCCUGGCUUCUCAGCCCCCGAGCUCCAGCUGAGCAGCCUGCCUCCUGCCGCCGUUUCAUUCAAAAUCUGGCACGCCCUGGAUGAUGGGGAGCGGCUGAACCGUGCCCAGGGGGCCUUCCUGGCCUUGACCCAGCACCUCCAGCUCGUGGGGGACGACCAGAGUGACCUGAAUCCUGGCAGUCCCAUCCUGCUGGCCCAGCUCGGGGCUGCAAGACUCAGGGCCCAAGGCCUGCUAGGCAACAUGGCUGCCAUCAUGACUGCCCUGGGGCUGCCUAUCCCCCCAGAAGAGGACACUCUUGGACUUGUUCCUUUUGGGGCAUCAGCCUUCCAGAGGAAAUGUCGAGGCUACGUAGUGACCCGGGAAUAUGGCCACUGGACAGACCGAGCUGUGAGGGACUUGGCUCUGCUCAAGGCCAAAUAUCCAGCAUAGAAGGUAGGAGUUCCUGUCAGAGGCUACACCACUUCCUCUUUCACAGUGGAUUCUUUUCUGCCUUACUUCUGGGCUAGAGAAGGAGAUACAUCUCGUCUAGCAGGGCUUGUGUGCCAUGUCUUGGGAAAUAUUUCCUGGAAGCCAAGUUUCAAUUCCUCAUUGCCUGGGCCUUCCUGCCCAGGUCCCAUGGCUUCCCUUCCAGAUUUGGGUGGGUCUCCAUGGAUACUACUACUUCAUGGAUUACCAAUCCAGUGGUCCUGCUUCCUGUUUAGAAAGAAGUGCCUCUCUGAAGAGGCUUCACUUCCCACUAUAGGACAGUUGGUCUCUUUGCUGGGUGCUCCCUGAGACCUUCCCCUUCCUGUGAUUCUGGGGAGGUCCAGGGCCGCCUUUCUGUCUCCAUCUACCUCACUUCCUGUAUGAAGAUAUGGCCUUUCUGAGCAGACAGGCCUCCCAUCUUGCUGAAAUUUAUUUCCUCCCCUAGUCUACUUCUCUGCCUAUGGCUACUGUUCUACUUCCUGUCUGAAGAGGUUUCACUUCCUGAUCAGUGAUGUCCAAUUUUUCAAGAACUAUGGACUCAGUCACAUGUUUUCUGCUUGGACACAUCCAUGUCCUGUUCUGGCAGGCUGGUAGAUAGAGUCCCUGGCCUGGGGC